Molecule: messenger RNA, 2200 nt
Organism: Wasmannia auropunctata (little fire ant)
Lineage: Eukaryota; Metazoa; Arthropoda; Insecta; Hymenoptera; Formicidae
Gene: JMJD4
Product: jmjC domain-containing protein 4
Exons: 4
Coding region: 873-2072 (399 amino acids)
Biological process (GO): negative regulation of gene expression; protein hydroxylation; positive regulation of translational termination
Cellular component (GO): cytoplasm; nucleus
Molecular function (GO): histone H4R3 demethylase activity; sequence-specific DNA binding
Source: RefSeq, a predicted model, not a curated record
CACGGAAUAAAUGAAUUAUCAUAUACUGACAUUUUUGGGCGCAUUAAUUGUUACACUAAUCGCAAAAUAAUAAAACUACUAGUAAUAAAAUUAUUAUGAAAUAACAGUACCGCGAUAUAUCGUUCGGUCGGAAUAAAUGAACAUUAUAUACUGACGUUUUUGGGCGCAUUAAUUGUUAUAUUAAUCGUAAAAUAAUAAAACUACUGAUAAUAAAAUUAUUAUGAAAUAACAGCACCGCAAUUGCUCGGUCGAGUAAAAUAUAAAUGAUUUAUCUUUUCGGUGGCACUUUCUACACACAGGCGGCGAGCGCUCGUCGGCCUGAAGUUAGACGCCACCGGAGUGUCUCGGAUCGAGCUGUCAGCUGAUCGAGCAUCGAGACCUUGCCGCGCCUGCUUGCCGCCCCUGCCGGGCAUUUGUCGGUAUUUAUAUUGUUGUGUAUUAGAUAAUACGCCCUUGAGAAGUCUAUUAUCGGUACUUUAUCGUAAUAAUAACAUAUGGCACUGUGACUUCCAGAGCCGGAAAUCCACUGGGCUGUGGAGAAAGAAGGAAAAAGUUGAAACUUGUGUAUUCGCUGUAAUGUUUGUUGUCCUUAGGUUAUAAACGAGAUAAAUUUUUCGUAGUUUAAAAUUAAUCCCAGCUGACUCGCGUCAAUUCAAUGCGGAACUCGCAUCGUAAGGCAAGGAAAAGAAAAGAGAGAAGAGUAUCAUGCGUUGGGUCGCGUCGACGCGUCCUCGCACGUCCUCGGCAGCGAAUCCUUACAGAAACGAACUUUGUUAGACUCGUGUUGUUGCCGAAUGUUGCGAAUGUCACCUUGGCGAGCGCGAUGAUUUUACGUUAGUCGAAAUAAACGAGAUAAAGGCCGAGUCGAGAGCAUGUCGACGCUCGUUGAGAUUGACAGUAGCUCGUAUCCCGACGUGGACAUGUGCGGCACAGUCGAGCAGGUCGAGCGAAUCGAUUCGACGGUGACGUACAACGAGUUUUUCACCAAAUAUCUACUGUGUAACAAACCGUGCGUCAUCAGUUCGCAAGCAAUCGAGAACUGGCCGUGCAGCCGUGAAUGGGUGCUGAACGAUGCGCCCAAUUUCGAGGUGCUCCGCACGCUGUUUGGACACUCCACUGUCCCGGUUGCCGAUUGUGACAAAAAGUUUUACAACUCGCAAGUCACGGAUGACAUGCCCAUGGAGAAUUACUUGGACUAUUGGAUCGAUUAUAAGCGGAACCAGUACGACAAAUCGAUGCCGUCGUUGUACCUGAAAGAUUGGCACUGCGUGAAGAACUUUCCCGACGUUCCGAUUUACGAGGUGUCUCAGUAUUUUGCGUCCGACUGGUUAAACGAAUAUUACAUUGCUCAUCCCGAGCUGAAUGAUGAUUACAUGUUUGUAUACAUGGGGCCAAAAGGGACCUGGACUCCAUUUCACGCAGAUGUCUUUAUGUCGUACAGUUGGUCUGCAAAUAUAGUUGGGAGAAAGAGAUGGCUGCUCUUGCAACCACACGAAGAAGACCAACUUCGUGAUCUUAACGGGCAAUUGGUGUACAAUAUAGUUUCGGAGGAACUUGUAAAGUUGAAAUAUUUCGAAGUAUUUCAAGAAGCAGGGGAGAUUAUGUUUGUGCCGUCUGGAUGGCAUCAUCAAGUUUGGAAUUUGGAUGAUACGAUUUCCGUUAAUCACAACUGGAUCAACGGCUGUAAUAUCACCGUCGUGUGGAAUACUUUGAAAAAGGAAUUAAGAUCCGUCAUGAAAGAAGUAGACGAUUGCAAGGACAUGACAAACUGGAACGAACAUUGCCAAUUGAUGCUGAAGGCCUCUCAUGGCAUGGACUACAAACAGUUUCUCGAAUUUAUAUCAUUUAUUGCUAAGAAUCGUUUACAUGCUAUGUUAAAAAAGGAUCGAGUUGUAAGUUUUAAUAAGUAUCAUUUCGGACGUAAUCACUGCCUGUUUGAUUUGCGAGCGCUUGAAAUCGUAUUGGAGGAUGUUAUCACAGACGCGCAAGAUCUGUCCGUGUACAAUUUGAUAUGCGAGAACGAUGAGGCUCGCGUUUUACUGAAAAACAUUAUCGAGUGUCUCGAGUCUUAAAAAUGCAGUUCCUCUUCGUGAACGCGAAAUCUAAUAGACUGUUAAAAAAAAAAAAUCAAGACAAAUUGUUAAGAAGCCAAUUGUAAUUCUAUUAUAAAUAUAGCAUGUACUUUCACAGUUUACCAGCA